UUUGAAAUUUAGGAUUUAUUUGUAGAAAGUUCAUCCGUUGAUAGCUUUGAGUUUCUUUUUCGGGACUAUCGCGCUCUGGACGGCUCUGUUGCUGGCGCUCGUGCUCCCAUCUUGAUACUGUGGUCAUUGUGUGCUGACUGCGUUUUAUUUAGUGGCUAUUGAAGAUUUGGAUUAGGAUUUCAUUUCUUCCGGUUGGCUAGCCUCUUCAUUGGUAAUCUCUUCAUGUAUGAUUUUCCCUCCGUUGUCGUAAGUGUAUUGUGUAGGUUGGUUUUGUGUGUUUAUAUUAAUGUUAAUUUAGUUGAAUUUGGGUAUUUUUGCUUGAAUGUGUUUGGUGCGUUGAAAUUUCUGUUUGGGGGUAUGGUUUUUGGUGAAAAUUGUGUUAAAUAGGUUGGAUUUUGGUAUUUUUGCUGCGAAUGUGUUUCGUGUGGUGAAGUUUGUAGCGUUUUUGGGUGUUUUGUUAUCCUUCCGGUUGCGGUGUCCACAAAAUUUGGAAGUUCUCAUGGGGUCCUCUCCUUAAAGACCUAUCACAAGUUGACGAUAGUGGCCUGCAAAAAUCAAACAGCUUAAAAGUAUGGAUCCGGAGGCUGCUCGAGCUGCACGAGAAUCUCUAGACCUGGCGUUCCAUAUGUCCAAUAUACUUGACACAGGUCUAGACCGACACACACUUUCGGUUCUAAUUGCACUUUGUGAUCUUGGAGUCAAUCCUGAAGCACUUGCUGCUGUUGUCAAGGAACUAAGAAAAGAGAAGCCCUCGUUAUCAUCAUCACUUCCCGAGGCUCCUUCUUCUUUUCCAUAAAUAAAUGGAUAUUUUUCUUAUAUGUGUGCUUAAGUUCUUUGAUCCAUCCAUUUUUGUGUGUUCCUCAUCCGUUCCUUGAAUUUCUUGUUCAUCGAAUUGGGGUAGUGUCAUUGUUUUAGUACAAGGGUGAUGCGUUGCAAAUAGAACGUCAUUUGAAGGUUUAUCUUUGAGAUUAAA
Vigna umbellata (rice bean) is the source of this 973-nucleotide messenger RNA. The record is from RefSeq and is a predicted model, not a curated record. NCBI's taxonomy places the organism in Eukaryota, Viridiplantae, Streptophyta, Magnoliopsida, Fabales, Fabaceae.